CCACCUGCCUUGGCUUCGCAAAGUGCCAAGGUCUGAGAUUACAGGCAUAAGCCACCAUGCCUGGCCUAGUGUGUAUCUUUUAACAUUAAGUCUCUCUGGUUUGGCUUUAUUCUCCCUUUUGUGAUUUUUAAAAUUUAUGGCAAAUGCUGCCCCAUAGAUGUUCAACUGAAGGAUCUUAACAACAAUAUUAGUUCCACAUUUGUCCUGAGACAAGAAUUGUACUGGUACUAUUUCUGCCCUUUUGCCUUUAGAUAAGUUACAACCUAUUUAAACCUCACUUCACCAUCCAGGAAGCUCACUGCCUUUGCUCAUUUGAGAAUGGUGGUGAGGACCAUCACUAAUGGAUGUGCAAGAUACUUGCAAACCGUAAAACAUUACCCACUUAUAAAGGUAGGAUAUAGGUUGCUACUUCUGUUUUUCAUUUUUUAGAGACAGGGUCUCACUGUUUGAGACCCAGGCUGGUUGCUUCGCUGUUGCCCAGGCUGGUCUUGAAUUCCUUGCCUUGAGCUAGCUUCCCGAGUUGCUGGAAUUACAGGUGUGAAGCACUGUGCCCAGCCGGUUGCCGCUUUUAGUGUUGUUCACACCUGUUCUUAUUUUGAUUUUGUGGAUUUUUAAGAUUCCAGUUCAAAGUUAAGCACCUAAGAGCAUACGUUAAGGUGUAGAGAAUAACAAAGAAUGCUUGCCUUUCAGAGUCAUCCUUUUUGAACUUCCAUGACUCAGACUGCGAACCCAAGGGAUCACCACCCUGUGACUCCUUGCUUUCCCUCAACACUGAAAAGAUCCUGAGCCAGGCCAAGUCUAUUGCAGAACAAAAGAGAUUCCCGUUUGCCACUGAUAAUGACAGCACAAAUGAAGAGUUAGUGGUCUCUAUGAUGAAGCAAUACGGCAUUUUUCAACAAUGCUUCAGGAGGAGCCUGAUCUGGUUAGUGCAAUUUAUGGCCGAGGGAUAGCCUAUGGAAAGAAGGGACUACAUGACAUUAAGAAUGCUGAGCUUGCUCUGUUCGAACUGAGCCGAGUAAUUACCUUGGAACCAGAUCGUCCAGAGGUAUUUGAGCAGCGAGCAGAAAUCCUGUCCCCUCUGGGACGAAUUAAUGAAGCAGUGAAUGACCUCACUAAAGCUAUUCAGCUGCAGCCCUCAGCACGGCUGUACAGACAUCGGGGAACCCUGUACUUCAUAUCAGAGGACUAUGCAACAGCCCAUGAAGACUUUCAGCAGUCCUUAGAACUGAACAAAAACCAGCCUAUAGCUAUGCUAUACAAAGGUUUAACUUUCUUUCACAGAGGACUUCUGAAGGAAGCUAUUGAAUCCUUCAAAGAAGCUUUGAAGCAGAAAGUUGAUUUUAUUGAUGCAUAUAAAAGUCUAGGACAGGCCUAUAGAGAACUGGGCAAUUUUGAAGCAGCCACAGAGAGCUUUCAAAAGGCAUUGUUGCUCAACCAAAAUCAUGUGCAAACCCUCCAGCUCCGGGGAAUGAUGCUCUACCACCACGGCAGCUUACAGGAAGCCCUUAAGAACUUUAAGCGGUGUCUGCAGCUAGAGCCGUAUAAUGAAGUGUGCCAGUAUAUGAAAGGCCUCAGCCAUGUUGCCAUGGGACAGUUUUAUGAAGGGAUAAAAGCACAAACAAAAGUUAUGCUGAAUGACCCUCUCCCAGGCCAGAAGGCUAGCCCUGAAUAUCUUAAAGUGAAGUAUCUCCGAGAAUAUUCUCGAUAUCUUCAUGCACACCUUGAUACCCCACUUACGGAAUAUAACAUUGAUGUGGAUCUGCCUGGAAGCUUUAAGGACCAUUGGGCUAAAAAUCUGCCUUUCCUCAUAGAAGACUAUGAAGAGCAGCCAGGGUUGCAACCCCACAUAAAAGAUGUGUUACAUCAGAAUUUUGAGAGUUAUAAGCCUGAAGUACAGGAGCUGAUUUGUGUGGCUGAUCGUUUGGGAUCCCUGAUGCAAUAUGAAACACCUGGUUUCCUGCCAAACAAGAGAAUACACAGAGCUAUGGGUUUGGCCGCAUUGGAGGUCAUGCAAGCCGUGCAACGUACAUGGACCAACUCGAAAGUUCGAAUGAAUGGAAAGACACGGUUGAUGCAGUGGAGAGACAUGUUUGACAUUGCAGUUAAAUGGAGAAGGAUUGCUGACCCGGACCAGCCAGUGCUGUGGUUAGAUCAAAUGCCAGCACGAAGUCUUAGCAGAGGUUUUAACAACCACAUCAAUUUAAUCAGGGGUCAGGUGAUCAACAUGAGAUACCUGGAAUAUUUUGAGAAAAUACUUCAUUUUAUUAAAGAUAGGAUUCUUGUUUAUCAUGGAGCUAAUAAUCCUAAAGGACUGCUGGAAGUUCGAGAAGCUCUGGAAAAGGUACACAAAGUAGAGGACCUUCUUCCGAUUAUGAAGCAGUUUAAUACUAAAACAAAGGAUGGGUUCACCGUGAACACAAAAGUUCCCAGCCUUAAAGAUCAAGGGAAGGAAUACGAUGGAUUCACAAUCACGAUUACAGGAGACAAAGUUGGCAAUAUAUUAUUUUCUGUGGAAACUCAAACCACAGAAGAAAGGACACAAUUAUAUCAUGCUGAAAUAGAUGCACUUUAUAAAGAUUUGACAGCAAAAGGAAAAGUAUUGAUUCUUUCAUCAGAAUUUGGGGAGGCUGAUGCUGUCUGCAACUUAAUCUUAUCCUUAGUUUAUUACUUUUAUAAUUUAAUGCCGCUCUCUCGAGGAUCCAGUGUAAUUGCUUACUCAGUCAUCGUGGGAGCACUGAUGGCAAGUGGAAAAGAAGUAGCAGGAAAAAUUCCCAAAGGGAAGUUAGUCGACUUUGAAGCUAUGACAGCCCCUGGUUCAGAGGCCUUUAGCAAAAUCGCCAAAAGCUGGAUGAACUUGAAAAGCAUUUCACCUUCUUAUAAGACUCUUCCGUCAGUAUCAGAAACAUUUCCAACGUUAAGAUCGAUGAUCGAGGUGCUAAACACAGACUCUUCUCCACGCUGUCUUAAGAAACUCUAGUUCUGCUGUGGUAAUUUAUACAAGUAAAGGGCCGGACCUCUUGCUUCUUAAGUUAUUUUUUAGAACAUGGAAUUAUAAAGAAAUUAGGUCAUCUAUUACUUUUGAUACCAAUUUUUGAUAGGAAUUGAAUACUUGAAAUCAUUUUCUUUACUUUUCUGAACCAUAACAAAAGUCCUGAAAGAGGCUUUCGGGGGAAAAAGCUACUUGACUUGGAGGGAAAGUGUACGUGUUAGCCAGCGGCCUAUUGGUUUCCACUUAUAAAGUCAUAUAACUCCUUCCUUACAGUAAAAAAACAUUUUCUUCAACAACUAAAAAAUAAUGAUGAAGUAAACAAGAACAAAACCAAAUAGGUUUGUAUUCCUUUAGAGAUCUGGAUAUUUUUCAAAGAGUUUCUAUGCACAUUGUGAUAGAGCAUCUUUUGUUGACUCACGCAACCUCCAUGUGUGAGUCCUUUGUUUUAUUUGAACCCUGGUAGAAGGUUCCUGGGCCAUCAGUAUGUGUUAAAGAGCUCACAGCCAGGAGCAAUUAUUUUGAACAAUGCAGGCAGUAUUUGCCAAUGUCCCAAACGCUGAAUUAUUGAACAAUGUGUUUUUUUUCUUUGUUGAAAAAAAAUAAACUGGGGUGAUUUCUAUAAAUCACCAGUGUUUGGCACUGGAUUAUGUAUGUGUUUAUUUUGUGAACCAGUUUCACUUUCAGGUAUAAGAACAUUCAGAAAAUUUAUCUUAUUUUUUUUCCCAGACAGGGUGGAUGACAGUGGGUAAAAUGGGUUAAUGAAAACUAAUUGCCGUUUCCAAAUGGCACCGCCCAUUAGCGAGCCUGCUCUUCUCUCCCUUCUACAGGACGCACCCCCAGCUCUUCACUUGGCCACUUCUCCCAGUCCGUUGUCAUUUCUCUUGGACCACUUCCGUAGUCUCCUGACUCAUCUUCUUGCUGCUGCUCUGUUUAAAUCCCACGGCCCCCGCUUUGUCCUAAAAUGAAAUGCAGUCUCCUGCUAUGGCCUAGCUGACAUGGCUGUGUUUCUCUGAUUGCAUCUCUUUCUCCCCACACUCCUUUUUUAGUACCAUCCACUCACCUAGGCUUUUCCUUCCUUGAGAACCUUACAGUUAGCUUGACACGGUCCGAUAGAACAUUCUGUGAUGACGUUCCAGAAUGUUCUGUGUGCUGCCAGUAUGGUAGUCAGUAACCUCAUGUUGCUACUGAGCACUUGAAACAAGACUAGUGUGCCUGAGGAGCUGAGCUUCACAUUUAGUGUUAAUUAAUUUAAAUUCCAAUAGCUACAUGUAGCUAGUGGUUACUAUGCUGGCCCAUGCAGCCUACGGAGUUCCUAGUGAGACUUUAUAGGUUUUUCCACAGAAACAAUUCAGAAUGGUGUUCUCCCAUGGCAGUUUAAUAUCAUUUUGAAUUUGAGGUUGAAAUAUCAUUUUGAAUUACUCGGGCAAGUCUUAGCUACUCAGACUUGUCCGAGUAGCUAAGCUCUUACUAUGAUCUGUUUUUAUUCACAAGAGUUCUGAUACCAGAUAUGUGGAGUUUUCCCCCAUACCAAUCAAUUCUCCAGCUUUCCAUAUAUCAGCUGGAGUGGGGAGGGAUCCUGCAAUUCACAUCUGACACUAACUUCCUGGAGUUUACACAGACUGUAGAGGUUAAGGGCUCAGUCUCACAAGACAGCUCCCUUUUCAGAUGCCAGUUGCAAGUCAGGAUCUUCUGUACUUCUGACUGAUUGGCUGUAACUCAGGGGUCCCAUCACCCCCUGCCUCCUCAUGUUUGAUAGUUUGCAAGAAUGGCUCACACAAUUCAGGGAAACCCUUUAUUUGCUAUUACUGAUUUGUUAUAUUGGAUACACGUGAACAGCCAAAUGGAAGAGGUACACAGGGCAAGGUAUGAGGGGGGCAGCGUGGGCGCUUCCAUGCCUUCUCCAGGCCCACCACCCUCCCUGCACCUCAAUAUGUUCACCAACCAAAAACCCCAAACCUUUUGACUUUACAUCAUUGGCAGUUAGCUCAAUCCUCAGCCCCACUUUUCUCUCUGGAGGCUGGGGGUUGGGACUGAAAGUUACUCUAAUCACAUGGUUUGUUCCUCUGGCUCCCAACCCCCAUCCUCCAAGAGUCACCUCAUCAGCAGAAAUUCAGGUAUGGUUGAAAGGUGCUUAUUAACAAAAAACACUUCUCAGCCUGAUCGCUCAGAAAACCCGAGAGUUUUGCAAGCUCUGUGCCAGGAACUGGAGGGCAGAGAUCAGCCAUAUCUUUCUUAUUACUUCAGUUCCAUUGAUAAAAUUGGUCCUGUGAAUCAAGAUGUUUGAACUUUUAAAAAACUGACUUUAAAAAAUCUAGAGCAAAAUUUGUUAGUACAUUAAGAAAUUUAGUGUGGAAUUUCUUUGGUAUAGAAACUAUAUGAGGGUCAAGAAACUGACAUCUAAAUCUGUGAUCAUUACUCUGAUCAUUUGGAAAUAAGGAAUAAAAUUGAUACACCUCAGAAGAGAGAUGAGCAAAAUCACCUAAAGAAACCCAGUGUGUCCCAGAUCAGCAAAAUCUGACUGUUCAUGAGUACAUCUUAAGAUGUCUGUAAUCAGGCUCAUGAUUCCUUCACCCAAAGUCUGUUCCUCCCCACUCUUCCCCGUGUCAGAGAUGGCUCCCUCUUCACUCAGCAGCUUUAGCCAGACACCCAGGCAGCCUGCACUGCCCUCCUGCAGUUUUCAAAUCAUCACCAUGAGCCACUGCACCCAGCCACAUAUGACUUCUUUCCGAAUGAAGACUGAGAUCAAGCAAUCCAGAGUAGGCAAGCAAAAAAAAAA
Messenger RNA from Sapajus apella (tufted capuchin), 5765 nucleotides. It is a transcript of the gene TTC13, whose product is annotated as tetratricopeptide repeat domain 13. The record is from RefSeq and is a predicted model, not a curated record. NCBI's taxonomy places the organism in Eukaryota, Metazoa, Chordata, Mammalia, Primates, Cebidae. Bases 899 to 2977 code for a protein of 692 amino acids. The transcript has 22 exons. Gene Ontology annotation, molecular function: protein binding.